Messenger RNA from Microthlaspi erraticum, 939 nucleotides. NCBI's taxonomy places the organism in Eukaryota, Viridiplantae, Streptophyta, Magnoliopsida, Brassicales, Brassicaceae. The record is from the annotation of a GenBank genome assembly.
AUGUGGGAUUUUGAUGAAUGUCGCCGGCGUCGCAGGGGUUGUAAGUCUGGGAUUCUGGUUGAUCGGGUGGCGAUGAAGACGAGUUGCUCCGAGUGUGGCCUUGAUUACGGUCUCGGUGAUUGUGGUCUCUCCUCCGUCACCACCGACCCGAAUAAUCCUUUCUCUAGCUCUGAUGAUACGCAUGGAGACUCUCAGCGUCGUGGCUCAGAUACCGUCACCUCCGAGACGAAGAAUAGUUCCGAUCGCCGUGGCUCAAAUUCCCUCGCCGCUGAGCCGAACAAUGAUUCCUCCGAUGAUCUCUUGGCCGAUGGUCAAGGAGAUUUACAGAAUCGCGUCUCGAUCGCAUCUAUGUCCGAUAGCUUGGGUCUUCCUCCGAAUGUCAAGAAUCAGGCUAAUGAGAUCUUUCAGAAAGUGGAGAAUAAAAGCAGAGAAAAGGAUCGAAAUGUUAGAAUUGCCUUUUUCGCUGCUUGUAUCUACGUUGCCUGUCGACAAGAGGACGGCAUGACUCGGUCUAUUAGGGAGAUUUGCUCUGUUUCCAAUGGAGCCACAGUUCCAAAUGUUGCCAAGGCAACUGGGGUCAUAGCUGAUACACUGAACAUGGACAAAAAUUGGUUGAUGCAAAUCAAAGCCACUGACUUGAUAAAGAGGUUUUGCUCUAACCUUGGAAUGGUUGGCCAAGCAGUUGAAGCUGCUCAAGAAGCUGCCAAAAGUUCUGAAAGUGUUGAGAGACACACUCAUGUAUCAGUUGCAGCCGGAGUCGUAUAUGUCGUUGCUCAGCUUUACAAUGACAAGCUGCUGCUCGAAGAUAUUACAAAAGCCACCGGAGUUCCAACAAUCACGAUAACUAGAACAUACAGGGCCUUGUAUCCCCAUCUGUCAACGAUAAUACCAAAGUGGUUUGCCAGGGAAGACGACCUAAAAAAGCUUCCCAGACCUUAA